CAUCAGCGGAGAAGUAGCAAGCAGAAACGCAGACUGCAUCCACACACUUUUGACUACCAACAACUGCGUUCUAACCUAUGCUGAGGAGUCCAUCACAAAAUGGCUCGAAUGGUCAGUCGCUUCUGUCAGCUGCUUGGUGAAGUGUCUAUAAAGUCCACUCUGCCCCAGAGAAGUUUAGUGUUGAUAAGACCACUGGGCACAUCCUCUGGGCUGAGGUCGCUAACACGUUACGAUCAGUCAUGGGCGAACACAGACUGGAAGAAGAAACUGACCCCAGAACAGUACACAGUCACAAGAGAGAGACGUACAGAAGAGCCUUUCACUGGUGUCUACUUAAAUCACUCGGAAGAGGGCAUGUACCACUGUGUGUGCUGUGACACUCCUCUUUUUAGCUCUGUGUCUAAAUUUGAUUCGGGGACUGGGUGGCCGUCUUUUACUGAGGCCCAUGGAACAUGGGAGCAGGAUGAAAGUCAUGCCAACAUCCUGCGACGCGCUGAUAACUCACUGGGUAGCACAGCAACCGAAGUCAUUUGUAAGCAGUGUGAUGCUCAUCUGGGUCAUGUGUUCGAGGACGGUCCAGAGCCCGGGGGUCAGCGCUUCUGUAUCAACAGCAUCGCUCUCAGCUUCAAACCAAGUGUACAAAAAUAAUAGCUCUUACUGACACAGGAACGUCAUGUUCUAGACUACAGGAUUUCCUGAAAUAAGGUGUGACUGACAGGGCAAUCAGACAAAUUAACUUUACAUGAUGUAGACUAUGUAUGUGGUUCAUUGCAAAGGUCACCAACUGAAAGUAGAAAAUAGUGAUACCAUGUGCCAAUGCAGUGGAUGGAUUGACCAGUGAGAAUUCCUUUACCAAACCUAUAAAACCAAAAAUACUUUAA
This is a messenger RNA of Alosa alosa (allis shad), 881 nucleotides long. RefSeq names its product methionine-R-sulfoxide reductase B2, mitochondrial-like. Gene Ontology annotation, cellular component: cytoplasm. Gene Ontology annotation, biological process: response to oxidative stress; protein repair. NCBI's taxonomy places the organism in Eukaryota, Metazoa, Chordata, Actinopteri, Clupeiformes, Clupeidae. The coding region runs from base 100 to 648 and encodes 182 amino acids. Gene Ontology annotation, molecular function: peptide-methionine (R)-S-oxide reductase activity. The record is from RefSeq and is a predicted model, not a curated record. The transcript has 5 exons.